Venturia canescens is the source of this 2771-nucleotide messenger RNA. It is a transcript of the gene Sil1, whose product is annotated as Sil1 nucleotide exchange factor. The coding region runs from base 411 to 1844 and encodes 477 amino acids. Lineage: Eukaryota; Metazoa; Arthropoda; Insecta; Hymenoptera; Ichneumonidae. The record is from RefSeq and is a predicted model, not a curated record. The transcript has 4 exons.
AAUGGAUAAUAAUAUAUAGAGCUUACUACACGAACGAAUUUCUUCGUUGACGACGAAGAGAAGAAUUGACCAUUCAUAAAAUUACAAGUAAGCCGGUAACAUGUGAAUUCGUGAGUUCAUUCGUACACGCAAUUUUUAUGUCAUCGUCGUUCAAAUUGAUUUGGAUUCGCGACUGAAAAUGUGUACAAUCUGUCCACGUAAACUUUUCUUUCCCCAUGUGCAACGAAUUGAUUAAUGAAGUUUUCUAUUCUAUGUUCAAAGUUCACGUUUGCAUAGAAUACAAAAUAUUCAAUACUGCUAAUCGACGUGAUUCGGAAAUUCUAACGAAAUUUCCAGAAGAAAAUUAGACGUGUGUCUACAUUUGACAAUUGUCCUCCGGACUUUAUCAAUAUUCGUGUGUAAAAUUCACGAUGCCGGGAAAUAUACUUUGUUUAUUAUUCCUGUUACUCUGCACUGUCAAUCGAUCGGCGUAUACUGAAAAAAAUGACAGUACUUUUGUACCUUCUCGUGAAUGGCAAACAGUACACAAAGGUCAACCAAUUCCAAGUGGCCUUCAUGUUCGUCAUGAUUUUCAAACAGGAGUCACAGAAGCUCGAUUAUUAGACGAAGAUUCUGAAAGUACCAAAGACGAUGACGUCAAUUUGCAAAGGAAAUCUUUGACGCUACAUCCAGAUGAAUCUGUUCGUACUCCUGAAGAUGUGGAUGCUGCUACGGACAAUGACAAAAAAUAUGCCGAUGAGAUGAAAAUAACAGUGGAGGAGCUGAAAGCUAGGCUCAAAAAAAUUAAUCUAUUAGACAAAGAAAUACCACCAGAAAUGAUGAACGAUCGGACUGACACUGAAACUCAUGAACGUUUCAAAAGAUAUGCGACAUUGAAACACGAGUUUAAAAAUCUUGAGAUCAACGUCACAACGGACACGGAAAUGCUGGUGACUUAUUUUGACAAAUUUGAAACCUAUCGAGACUCUAUAGUUGCAGGAUCUCUGUCUGCCUCUGCGACUGAUGAUGUUUUGCAAAUUUUAAACAGUAUUGAAUAUUUGGUUCAUCAAAUUGACAACGGGCAGACAUUUGCAGAUAUGGGCGGCAUGGCCAAGAUAAUUUCUCCAUGUUUUAACUCUACGAAUGAUGAAAUAAAAGCGGAAGCAUUGAGAGUGUUGGGUGCAGCUGUUCAAUCGAAUUUGAAAGUACAAUCGAAAGCUCUGGAACACGAUUUCGUCCAAAAACUAUUGCACAUACUAGCGACGAACAACAGAGCGACGGUGCAAUCGCGUUGUUUGUUCGCGUUGAGUGCUUUGGUUCGGCAAUAUCCAGCAGCUCAAAAAGCACUGAUAGACCACGGUGGUUUGGAACUUUUUGGUAAAAUUCUUGAAGAUGGUCACUUGCAAACUCAGUCAAGAAUAAUGAAACUGAUGGGUGAUCUUGUAAUUGAGAGAAGUGACCUUAAUGAAAUUGAGGACGAAUUACUUCGACGACAGAAAGAUCGCGAAUAUGCGAGCACUGAUUUCGAACAGAAAUUAUUAACUCACGGUUAUUGCAAACAUUUGAGCGACCUUACGAUCAAAAGUUUCAGCAACGAAGCUUUCGGCGAUUCAAAUAUUGAGGACUACGAUUUCCUCAGUGUUACACUUGACAGCAUGAUCCUCUUAGGCUCUAUUUGUAAACGCGAUUUCCGCGCGGAGAAAUAUACCCUUCUGGCUGUUAUAAACGAGGCAUUGCGUCAUUAUGAAAGUGUAAGAGAUGCAACGUCGACCGACGACGAUUAUUCGUUCAGUCAUCUUGUUUUUUUGUUAAUCAGAUUGAGAACGAGAUUGAGACUGUUCGAUGAAUCCCAUGACGAGUUGUAGACGUUUCGAUUGAUGAAAGAAUUUUUUCCGUUCGCAAAUUCGUUUCUUUAAGUAUAAGGAUGUUGUUCUCGUUAUAAUCAACCACUUUAGUUUUCGGUACGAGAACAAAAUCAUUACUUAGUUGACGAAGAAUUCAAUCUUGUUUCCUUUUUUCAACGAAGAAUUCACAAGUUUAUUUAUUUUUGUAAAAACGCGUUAUGCGAAGGGGUAUUCGUGAUCAUCUUCCAAGAUCUCUUACGCUGUCGUUACAUCAUUGCAAUUCGACGAGAUUUUGUUUCCUAAGAGCCUAACAUUUCAUCGGUAUUUUGCCAAUGAUAACUGGUCAGAUAUGUUUAAGAGCUUUUGUUAAAGACCCCGACACAAAAAAUACACACUUCAUUUCAAAAUUGGAAGGGUCGAACAAUAAAAAAAAAAUCAAUUCAACCGCGUUCCAACGCAGCAAUACUAAGACCAUUUUUAUCCUUUCGUAAUUUAUUAUUGAAGUAGAUUUCAGUUGUACAGUCUAUCGAAAACGCUACUCAACUGAAAUGAAAUGUUUAGUCAAGCCAUAAUUUUUUUUCUUUCCAAUUAUGAUCGUUAAUUUUUCUCAAGAACUUGCGGAGUAAUGGAGUAUUCGACUUAAAAAUGGAUACUUUUUAGAUCCAGCAAAGUUAAAAAUUUGUUGAAAUAGUUAAAUCCGUAGCAUCCCACCAAAAGAAAUACAUUUCAAUAGACUGUAACUGAAAUCUCUCGAAGAGUGGAAAUGAGUAAUUUUCUAUGAAAGCUGUGUACAGUGUACGAUAUUUGAAAUAUAUUAUAAUAAUCAACGAAUGAAUGAGACUGUACGUACAAUUUUUGGUGGCUGUUUGUCAAGAGGUGUGCAAAUGUUUGUCAGAAAUAAUUAUUUAAAAAGUGUAUGUAAUAAAUAAAAAAGCGAGUACUUGAUAA